This is a messenger RNA of Penicillium soppii, 711 nucleotides long. RefSeq names its product RNA polymerase II mediator complex subunit MED8 (gene med8). Gene Ontology annotation, cellular component: mediator complex; core mediator complex. Bases 1 to 711 code for a protein of 236 amino acids. Gene Ontology annotation, biological process: regulation of transcription by RNA polymerase II. Gene Ontology annotation, molecular function: transcription coregulator activity; RNA polymerase II cis-regulatory region sequence-specific DNA binding. The record is from RefSeq and is a predicted model, not a curated record. The transcript has 2 exons. Lineage: Eukaryota; Fungi; Ascomycota; Eurotiomycetes; Eurotiales; Aspergillaceae.
AUGUCCACCCUCAACCAAGAACAAAUCAAAGUCCUAGAGCAGUCUCGCCAGCGACUGGUUCAAUUAACGCGCUCACUGGGCUCUCUGAUUGCAAGCCUAAACCAAAGCGACCCUCUCCCACCGUGGUCCUCCCUCCAAUCCCAAGCAAGCAUCAUCUCCAACAAUCUCCUCAGCGUCUCAGAACAACUCUCCGACCAGCGCGACCUCCUCUCAACACUAGUCGCCUACCCAGGCCCCGAGUACCCAGGCCGAACGCAAGCAAACAUACUCGAGCAACUACUCCGCACAAAACUCGACCCCCGCGUCGAAGACUGGGUUGCGCGCGGCCGCACAGCAGGAACAGCGAGCACGGAGGGUUCAGACAAGCUCAGCGACGCGCAGCUCGCGGCGCUGUGGGAGUGGGCGCCGCUGGAGGCGAACGCUGAAGCGCGGCGGAGGAACUGGGGCGGGAAUUUCACGCUUGAGGAGCGCGAGGCCGGGAUUGAGAAUGUUGUUACGGGAUUGAAGAGGCAGCUUGUUGACGAGGAGGAGUCGGAGGAUGAGAGCGACGAAGAAGCCGAGGAGGAGACGGAUGAUGUUGUGGGUGUUCGACGGAAGCCUGGGGCGGCUGGGUUGGAGUUUGAUAUUGCGCCUCAUCAUGAGCAUGCGGUGCAACCGUUUGUGCCGCUGGAUCUUAUUCUUAGACAUAUGACUACGGGGCGGAUGCCGUAG